Molecule: messenger RNA, 1204 nt
Organism: Mucor mucedo
Lineage: Eukaryota; Fungi; Mucoromycota; Mucoromycetes; Mucorales; Mucoraceae
Exons: 1
Coding region: 120-857 (245 amino acids)
Biological process (GO): regulation of DNA-templated transcription
Molecular function (GO): RNA polymerase II cis-regulatory region sequence-specific DNA binding; DNA-binding transcription factor activity, RNA polymerase II-specific
Source: RefSeq, a predicted model, not a curated record
GCCAAAAACUUUUUUUGUUUUUCUCCCUAAAAUAUUUGGUAUAUAAAUGUUAUGAUAUUUCCCCCUCUUUUCAUUUUACUUUUUUCUUUUUUUUUCCCCAUUAUUUUUUUUCCCCAUCAAUGUCAUCAUCACCAUUAGCACCACCUGCUUUUUAUUAUAAUUCUACUUUUACCAUGAAUGAGUAUUUCAGCAAUAACAGUCAUGAUAACGAAGGAUUCUUUAUGCCAGAAUUCUCUCAUCAUACUAGUUACUCCAAUCAUGUCUUUACCGGUUGUAGUGUCAAGGACAAUAUGAUGGUUGCUAUCAAGGGAGAGGGAGAUUUGAUCCCCAAUGAUCACUUAUUCGAUUUCUAUGGUACGCCUUAUUCUACACAGCCCUAUGAUUUCAUGACAGCCUCUGCUUCCUCAUCCUGCUCUCCUCCACCAUUAUUAUCACCCGAAUUUAACAACGGCUUUUAUACAUCACCUUCAACCACCUCAACAGGUGACAACCAUUAUUUCUAUGACACACGGAUACAAGAAUAUCCCUUGAUUAAACCCGAGUUGACAUUUACCACGACAACCAGUAACUAUGAGGUUACUACGCAACGUCAUUCGUCACCCGAAUCCAGUUGUUCUGUUGCUUCGCACAAAAAGAUGUUCUCGUGUAAUUACUGCAGUCGAUCCUUUGCCCGCAAAUACGAUGUAGCAAGACACAAGCGUAUUCAUACAGGUGUAAAGCCAUAUGUCUGUCCUUGUUGUUCGAAGGGCUUCUCGCGUUCUGAUGCUCGAGUUCGUCAUUUCCGAACCGAGACCCUAUGUAGGGAUGGUGCUGAGAGGCUGGGAAAACAACGUCGACAUCUAAAGAGCUGCAUUUGAAAUCAUUCACUUUCAUUUUCAUUCAUACUUCUUUUAUUUAUUAUUCAUCUUGUCAUAUUGAAUGUUGAUCACAAAUUCUGAUCCCCACUCGUUCUACCUUUUUCCCUUCAUCUUGCAUGCUUUUAUUAUUCAAUACAUCCCCCCCCCCUUUUUUUUUUUUUUUUUUUUUUUUUUAAUUCAUCAUUUGUUAUUGUACUCUCAUGAGAGUUUCUUUAUCCUUCUUUUUCUCCUUUUUCAGACAUCAUUACUAUAUCACUCAUGCCCUCUUCAUUUUUUUUUCGCCCCAAAACUUUAUGUUGUAUGAUUUUUCUCUCUAGUUCUUUUAAUAAAUUAAUCAUUAUUAUUUA